Messenger RNA from Pipistrellus kuhlii (Kuhl's pipistrelle), 1209 nucleotides. It is a transcript of the gene INSL3, whose product is annotated as insulin like 3. The transcript is spliced from 2 exons. Gene Ontology annotation, cellular component: extracellular region. Gene Ontology annotation, molecular function: hormone activity; G protein-coupled receptor binding. The coding region runs from base 382 to 804 and encodes 140 amino acids. The record is from RefSeq and is a predicted model, not a curated record. Gene Ontology annotation, biological process: adenylate cyclase-inhibiting G protein-coupled receptor signaling pathway. NCBI's taxonomy places the organism in Eukaryota, Metazoa, Chordata, Mammalia, Chiroptera, Vespertilionidae.
AGGUGACUAAAACAUGAGAGUGGUCAUUUAAAGUGUCAAAGAGAAUGGGCAAGUGGCCCCAACGGUCAGUGAUCAGAACCAAACAGAAGCCUGGGUGGGGAAGGGCGCCUGGCGCUCCAUCUGGCUGCUUGGCAAGCGGGUGUUUCUGGAGAUGGCCACAUGGGGGGCGGUCACCUCCACAAUCAAAGCUCCAUGAAGUCAGGCACUAGCAUGACAGCAAAGAACACGGCGUCAGGGCUCCCGCUGCAUUCACCCUGACCCCGACCCUGACCCUCUCCCUGGGCCCUCUCGCACGCCGCCUCCUUCCUCCAAGGCCCCCAGCUGGGGCGGCCGGGAGCCUAUAAGGGGGGUGCCUGCCGGGCUCGGGCGCUUCCCGCCGCCAUGGCCCCCCGCCAGCUGCCCUGGACGCUGGUGCUGCUGAGCUGGGCCCUGGUGGCGGCGCCGGGUGCGCCCACCCCGGAGGGGCCUGGGCCCGAGAAGCUGUGCGGCCACCACUUCGUCCGCGCGCUGGUGCGCGUGUGCGGGGGCCCGCGCUGGUCCCCGCAGACCGGGCGGCCAGGGGCUGGCGGAGACCGUGAGCUGCUGCAAUGGCUGGAAGGACGGCAUCUCCUCCAUGGCCUGGUGGUCGAGGACCAGAUGCUGGUACUGGACCCCCAGCCCCUGCCCCAGGCCUCUCACCAUCACCACCACCAUCACCACCACCACCACCACCACCGCCGCCGGGCAACUGCCACCAACCCUGCCCGCCACUGCUGCCUUAGCGGCUGCACCUGGCAGGACCUGCUGACCCUCUGUCCCCACUGAGCCCUCCUAGGGCAUGGCCUCGGGGGAGUCGGAGGCCCAGAGGUUCUGGUUUGGUGACCUCCUGAAGCCAUACCGUACCAUAAAGCCCCAUGUGUGUGUGUGUGUGGGGGGGGGGCAUUGUUGAUUACAUCCUGGGACAGGGAACUCACUGCCUGACCUAGGUCACCCAUCUUCUAUGGGGUCACUGGGGGCGGGGCACCCCACCACCCUGGCUUGGAGAAUCCUUGAUUUUACAGCGAUGUCAGACACCAAGGGCCAACUGUCCUCCCUCUGAGGAGCCCCAGGCACCACCCUCUCUGCACUUGUGACACCCCAUCUUGCUGUCUCCCCAACAAUAAAUAAAACUGCAGAAUUCAAAGUUUGUUUGUUUGUUUUGCAUUUUCUCAAGAAAAAGGGACCAGUCUA